Messenger RNA from Didymodactylos carnosus, 2652 nucleotides. Lineage: Eukaryota; Metazoa; Rotifera; Eurotatoria; Philodinida; Philodinidae. The record is from the annotation of a GenBank genome assembly.
AUGUCAAAUGAUAAAUCGUUUUGGCCUGUUAAAACUCAAUUAAAAGAAAAGAUUAUUGUUUUAUACGAUGCUAUAAUUUCUGGCGAUCAACCAUAUUUAGAUAAUGGAAAUUUUUGGUGUGAUUUUUUUCUAUUAAAAGUGAAUGCCAAAUAUUUACAAGAUGAAAUUGAAAAAGUUCAUGUUGACAAAUAUCCAAUGUUAAAAACGCAACUUAAUACGUUAUUUGAUCAAUGUAUUUUAUACAUUAAAUCAACAAAUAGAAUAAGACAGUUAAAUGCAUAUUAUACAUUAACUGUUCUAAUAAAUGCUGUAAGUCGAAAUCAGCGUAAUGGUUUUGGUUAUCAAGCAGUUGAUUUACUGUGUGGAUUUGAUUGUGCGGAAAAUAAAUUUGAAAGUUUAAUUGAAUCAAUAAAUCAUACGUUGAUGAUUGAUGAAACAAUUUCUGGUAGUACAAUACUGAGAAAUGCAACAUUUGGUUUAUUAUUGUCAAUGUCAACAACAAUGUUGAAUAUAAAUGAAAAUAUGCUAAUGGAUUAUUUAAUAUCAAAUAGCGUAUUUGAUUCCAUAACACAUCUUCUGAGUGGUCCAGUAUUAUGUUCAUUCCACGGCUAUGAUAUUUGUUUAUUUUUAACGUUAUUAUUACAAUAUCAUAAAUACGACAUAUCAAACACUUACAUCAUACGCUUUUCUAUUUAUGAUGAUGAAGUUGUUUUAACAGGACUAGCACAAAUUAUUGCGUCGUCAAUAAAUGAAUUUAAUCGUUCUAACUCGAGCACCGGAACCGAAAAAUGUAUUGGUAUUAUUCAACGAAUACUUUCAUUUCAAAAGCGAACAAAAACACGAUUAUCUUAUUCUUGGAGACCAUUAUGGAGCGCUCUAAUCAGUCUUCUAAAAUUUAUUCAAAAUUGUGAAUCUCAAUUACUUAAACACCAUGAUCUUUUUGUUUUUGCCUCAAAAGUUAUCAAUAUAUUUAACUUGUUUAUUACAUUUGGUGAUACAUUUUUAAGAAGUCCAGAAGCUUAUGAUGAAUUAUAUUAUGAAAUUAUACGAAUGUUUUACGUAUUCGAUAGUCUAUUUUCAUUUGCUUGUCGAUAUGCCAACAAUGACAAUGAAUUUAAAGAAUCAGCUCUUAAACUGAUGAUCAAUCUCACAAAUAUAAAAUUGAUUACUCAUCAUUUUAAUUCUAAAAUUGAAACAAUAUCAAAUAAUCAAAAUAAUCCAUUGACAGAACAACAAGUUCUAGAAAUAAUUCGUAAUAACUAUGAUAGUUUGGCUCUUAAACUACACGAUGAUCUUGAUGUGUAUGAUCUUUAUGUUGAAAGAGAAUCAGAAUCAGCUAAUGACAUUCGAUCGUUUGUUGAAUCUGCCUACUCGGAUAAUAUUAACGAUAAACGGCAAGCAGUAAAUAAAAUUAAAGUUUGGGAAGCAAGAAAUUGUCGAAUACCAUCACCUAUAAAUGCCUUGAAACAUAUUUUGAAUUGUGAAAUCAUUCAUGAAGAACAAGAACAAGCAAAUUUUAAUGAAAAUGCAUUGCAUUACGCUUGUUCAGUUGCUGUUCUAAAAUUUGUUGAUGCUAUAAGUACUGGUUAUCGAAAACAAAAUGCACGCCUUUCAUACAGAAAUAUUGCAAAACAAGUUGAUAUUCCUAGUCAUUUAAUUAGUUUAAGACAUGAUAUUGCACAUAGUGAUCUUCCACCUUUAUCAGAUCUGCUUGAAGCUGUUCACUAUGGAAAAACUUGGUUGAGGAAAAAUUGUUUUACUGAAAUAUUUGAUGAAAUGUCAUUAUUUACUGAUGGUGCUUAUUCUGAAACGCUUGUACUAAUAGCGAAAGAAACAUUGCAUGCUUAUGUAGAUUCCAAGAUGGAUUAUGUACAAAAUCGAACGAAAAAAAGACGUGAAAAAUUUGAAGGAGUUAUCGAAGAAAUCGAAAAAGCAUUGAAAAUGUCGGGUGCCAAGGAAAUAUUUGCUGAUAUUUUGAUACAGUGUGGAAAACUCUUGAUGUUACCUAUACAAUUAGAAAAAAUGAACUAUGAUAAAGGUUCAUCCAUACUACUUCCAUUAGUUGUUAUUAAAUUUUGGAAACCAGUUUUUGAAUUAUGUAUUGAAAAUGGUUUAACAAUGAUGUUAAUAAAACGAUUUUUAUCAACAAUUGAUCCACACUCAGAUUCAAUUAUUAAUCGUCAACGUGUUGGAUGGAUAUUUCAUAUAAUUAAUGAAAUAUCAACAUCAUCACGAGCUGAAUCAAUAUUAAGUAUAUACAAUUUAAAUACAAUUUUUAAUACACUUAUUCGAAAUAUACGACCAUGGUUUGUAGAAUAUCUAAUUGAUCUAGUCAAAUUAAUGGGUGACGAUAAUUUAAAACAAAUUAGUCAUGAAAAAUGUCAAAAACUUAUAGAAAUAUUAAAUAUUUAUAUGAUACCAUAUGAUGAUCAGAGAAAAGAUGUACAACAUAUAGUAACUACCGAUAAUAAUAGUAACGAAUAUGCUAUACCAAGAAAACAAAUGUAUAUAAGAGAUAUGGCCAUGGUUGAUAAUUAUAUAAUUGAAGACAUGGCAAUACCUGCUGGUUUGAUGUCAACUCAUGAAAAUGUUACAAGUGCUCAAUACGAUCUUGAUUAUAACCAUUUAACUGAAACACGUGAUUGUAAGUGA